Dacryopinax primogenitus is the source of this 1115-nucleotide messenger RNA. RefSeq names its product DUF1295-domain-containing protein. Gene Ontology annotation, cellular component: membrane. The record is from RefSeq and is a predicted model, not a curated record. The transcript has 6 exons. NCBI's taxonomy places the organism in Eukaryota, Fungi, Basidiomycota, Dacrymycetes, Dacrymycetales, Dacrymycetaceae. The coding region runs from base 19 to 1071 and encodes 350 amino acids.
ACCAUUCUCAACAGCAUCAUGGACACCGACGAUCUCAAGCAAUUCCUCUCACAGCUCUUCCCCCCUUCGUCGUUCACACCCUACCUCUCCCACCCCUCGCUCACCCCCGCACUGUACUUCUGCGCAUUCAACAUCCUAUGGACCUACGUCGCCGGAGAGAUAACAGGCAACUUCUCCCAGGUCGAUAGAGUGUGGACGUUCUUACCUGUCAUAUAUACCGCGUGGUUCACUCUCUGGCCUGUGUGGAACGGCGAGGAACUCAGAACGAGGGGCGUGCUCAUGCUCGCCUUGCAGAUCACUUGGAUGCUGAGGUUAUCAUACAACACCUUCCGGCGAGGUCUCUUCUCACUGUCAGACGAAGAUUACCGCUGGCCGAUAUUCCGUGCUAGCCAGCAUUGGCUGCUCAUCAAGGUCUUCCACUUUGGCUUCAUCGCUGUAACCCAAAACUUCCUCCUUCUCGGCAUUGGGCUCCCAGCAUACUGGACACUAUUCGACCCCCCCUCCCCGCUCCAAACCUCUGACUCCAUCCUCUCCGUUCUCGCCCUCCUCCUUCUCCUGCUCGAGUUCACCGCCGACAACCAACAAUACGCCUACCAGUCAUUCAAGCACUCCUCGGGCAAGCCAGGCGCUAUCCGCUGGCCGGGGGCAAGACAGGCUUGGACAGAGGCAGAUAAGAGACGAGGGUUUGUCAGUCGGGGACUGUGGGCUUGGAGCCGACACCCGAAUUUCGCAUGUGAGCAGCUCUUUUGGUUUGUCCAGAACCUUUUCCCUCUCCUCGGGAGCCCCACCGCUCGCCCCUUGCUACCGAGCACAAUCCCCUACCCUCUCACUCCUAUCCUCCCCUCUCUCUGCCUCUCGCUGCUCUUCGUCGCCUCCACCGCGUAUACAGAAUCUAUCACCCUUUCCCGCUAUCCGGAAGCGUACAAGGCUUAUCAAGCACGGGUGGGCAAGUUCAGCCCAGGGUAUACGGUCAUGAAGUGGUUUUGGCUCGGUGUGACGGGGAAGAGGGAGAGGGUGGAGAGGCUCGUUUGGGGGGAAGCAGAGGAGGGGGAGGCGAAGAAGCAGAGAUAGCAUGUGUGUAUGUGUGUAUUAUAUAGAAUACGCUUGAGUUUGUG